GCGCCGCCGGCACAGAUUGCGCGUUUCAUAUUUUAACACGGCGAACAGCUGUGAGACAAGAUGCACUUUAGAGCCAUUCAAAAUUAAAAUCGCCUUUGGGAAGAUUUGUUCAUCUCUUUCGUGCUAUUUGUAAACCUCGCGUUCUCGCCAAGUUGCGCGUCUCCGAAGAGCCUCGUCCGGAGCGUGUGGCGGGCGCAGGGCGCAUCUGGGAGCGCGACGAGUGGGGAGAAGUUUGGGCGGCGUUUCGUGAGACGCGCUGCUCGACCUGUUGGCGUUUAAACCCGAUAUUCGCACGUUCAGCGCGCGCGCGCUCGCGAGAGAGAGAGAGAGAGAGAGAGAGAGAGAGAGAGAGAGACGCAAAGUCUGCACUGAGCGUGCGCUUCAGAGAGAGAGAGAGAGAGAGAGAGAGAGAGAGAGAGAGAGAACGCAACACAGUUUCUUUUUUAAACACCAAACGGGCGCGGUAAUGAGGGCAUUAGGCGAGAACGCCAGCUGACAGCACAAGUUUGCACCGUUCCUGCGCCAACUUUUCACCUCCGUAAACGCGCGAAUGGAUGUGCGCUUCACUAAUGACAAGGACUUCGAGAGCUGAACCUCGUUGGCUGCCUUAAUAACUCCGAGAGCGCGGGUCUGUUCUCGCAGUCAGUCACAGAGUUCGUUCCUCUCGGAUGUUUUCCGCUCGGUGAUUUGUGUCCGGUUUAUGUUUGCUCAACGGGACUAGUGUUCGCGAACGAUGAGGCUGCUCUGCUGGAGCGUUCUGCUGUUCGGCCAAUGGAUUCUGAGAAAGGUGCACGGCUUGGAGAAACAGGUGGGCAAGUCUCUGGAUUACCUGGAGCAGGGAGCGUCCGGCACAGUCUUCAAGAGCCUCCCGUACGGCGUCCCGGCUCCGUCAGGCGGCGUUAAACCUCCCUACCAGACCUCCAGGAUCUUCUCCACGCUGGACCACACGCCGCCGAAGCCCAAAGCGCCCGGCUUCAGCUUCCAGAACCCCUACGAAUGGGCCCGGAACCAGUCUCAGCUCCUGGACCAGACGGGCUACCGGCCCAAACGCAAGCCCUCGCUCAAGACCUCCAUGAAGACCAAGAAGAUCUUCGGCUGGGGAGACUUCUACUUCAACGUCAAGACGCUCAAGUUCAGUCUCCUGGUGACGGGGAAGAUCGUGGACCACGUCAACGGCACAUUCACCGUCUACUUCCGGCACAACUCCUCCAGUCUGGGCAACGUCUCGGUGAGCAUCGUCCCUCCGUCCAAGAUCGUGGAGUUCGAGGUUCUCCAGAACCCGCUUCAGCCGGAGAUCCAGAUCCACCAGCCGCAUCAGUCCACCCUCGAGCCCAAAGACGUCAAAACCUUCAACUGUCGCGUCGAAUACGAGAAGACGGACCGCUCCAAGAAGCCCAAGCCCUGCCUCUACGAUCCGUCCCAGACCUGCUUCACCGAGAACACCCAGUCGCAUUCGUCCUGGCUCUGCGCCAAACCCUUCAAAGUCAUCUGCAUCUUCAUCUCCUUCUUCAGCAUCGACUACAAGCUGGUGCAGAAGGUCUGUCCGGACUACAACUUUCAGAGCGAGCAUCCAUACUUCGGAUGAGGAGCCGCUUUCCACCUGCGUUUGAUGUGUGUGCGUGACCCCGCUCUUCAAAAUAAAGGUGCUCGAGGCCACAAAAGAAACUGUUCCCUUGAAGGACCUUCAACGUCCGAUUCACGAAGGCUCUGCUGAUUAUAAAGAGAUGGUUCUUUGUCUGAGUGCGUCUUCGUGGAACCAAAAGUAGUUCUUCCGUGGCAUCGCUGUGAGGAAGACUUCCAGCACCUUUAUCUUUAAGAGUGUAUCUGGAGCACAAAACCAGUCAUGAGUGUGUACUCGGAAAAAACGAAAGUAGCCCCAAAUCGAAAAAUAGAAAUGGUAUUUACGACUUUUUAUCCCACAAAUGGGAUUUUUUUCCUCGUAGUUGCAAGUUAUAUCUUGAAUUGUGCAAAUAUGACUUUUUGCAGUUCUGAGAAAUAAACGGAGAUAUAAAGCGUCGUAUAAACUCACAAUUAAUAUAUAAAGUCGGCGCUUGGCAGUCGCAAGUUUAUAUCUCGUAAAAUUUCACAUUACAAGAUAACAAUAACCUUUUAGUCAGUGGCAGAAACGAGUUUCUGCAUUUUUACAUUUUUCUGCAUUUUAUUUUCCACAGGCGUUUACCGAUAUGUCGCUAUUAUUUUUACUCUUCAUUGCGUGAGUUAACAGGCAUGUCCGUAAAAUGAAUGCAUCGAAUUUUAUUAUUUUUCGGUUAUUUAUUGGCUGCAAACUGUUACAUUUAAAUGUAAAAAUGUUAACAUUAGUUUAUUUAAAUGUAGCUAUAAAUUAAUUGCAACCGCUUACCUUUAAAAAAAAAUUGUAAAUUGAAUUAAUAAUAAUUUUUUCCAGUGCGGAUGAGGCCGUGUGUAAUAAUAGAAAUAGACAUCAACACACUGUGUGGGUCAAAAUGAUCAAUUCUUCUUUUAUGCCAACAAUCGUUAGGAUAUUAAGUAUUUUAUUGAUUAGUAAUAUGCAUUGCAACUUUAAAGAUGAUUUUCUCGAUAUUCUUUGCUCCCUCAGUUUCCAGAAGCCAUGCAUCGGUGGAAAGAUGAUUCGUUCAGUUUGUAAAAGCGGACUCUUAGGACUGGUUUAGUGCUCCGGGGUCGGAUGUCGAGAGAACCGCCGAGUCCCUUCAGAUCUUGAUCUUGUUUUCUUUAUGCUUUGCUCUGUUUUGGUCCGUCGACUGUUAGACCGUCAGGAGCGCGUCGCUUUUCUACUGAUCCUGCGGAUGUCUUUCAGAAUGGAGACCAAAACCAGCUCAGAUCUGGUCUCUAUCGGUCUGGUCAGGGUUUGAUGAACUCCAGGCCGCUUUCAGACUUCUAGCUCGGAUGAUGACGAAAAUAAUGAAUGGAUGAAAAAAAAUUGAUUUUUGAUGUCAGUCGUGAAGCAAGGUGAUGAAGACAAGCGUUUAUUUUCUUAACUUGAACUCGUUUUGGCUUCAAAGUAUGAUUAUGAUUAACAAAAACCUGGGUAAAUUUGAGAAAAUUUGCCUUAAACUCAAAAAUAAAGGUUCAGAUUUUUUUUUUUCUUUGCAGCAGCAUUGUCUGAUUCUUCAAUUUUUUUUCAUUGUACAA
Puntigrus tetrazona (Sumatra barb) is the source of this 3129-nucleotide messenger RNA. RefSeq names its product neurexophilin-2. The coding region runs from base 734 to 1585 and encodes 283 amino acids. Lineage: Eukaryota; Metazoa; Chordata; Actinopteri; Cypriniformes; Cyprinidae. Gene Ontology annotation, molecular function: signaling receptor binding. The transcript is spliced from 2 exons. The record is from RefSeq and is a predicted model, not a curated record.